Oncorhynchus gorbuscha (pink salmon) is the source of this 3278-nucleotide messenger RNA. Its product is annotated as CUB domain-containing protein 1-like. NCBI's taxonomy places the organism in Eukaryota, Metazoa, Chordata, Actinopteri, Salmoniformes, Salmonidae. The transcript is spliced from 10 exons. Bases 527 to 3085 code for a protein of 852 amino acids. The record is from RefSeq and is a predicted model, not a curated record.
CUGCUAAGGCAGCAUUAUUAUUGAGGUAUUACAUGAUAACAAGUCAAUGAUUUCAACUUUUGAGCACCACGUAGUCUAAUGAUGAUCACCCUAUUUUUAAUUAAGUUGAACUUGUUUGGUAAAGAAAAACAACAGUUCAUGGUGUGGCCAAAUGAUAUGUGCCAUUGGUCCAGUGAAGCUUGCUAUCGAGGUCUAAAAGGCUCGAUUUGACUAAAUACCUAUCAGACCCCAGUCCGUUCAUUUUGUAUUAAAUUAAAGCUUAUUUUUCUAUACACUUUUUUUAAACGGCACCGAGUUCAACUAUGUUGCAAUUCUUCAAGCAACAACUCACCUGUCCGAAUGACUGCAAGAGGAACGCCUUACCUGAGAAGUGAUGUCACACAGCAGGAAAGCAAAUGUAGGUGUAACUCAUUUUCCUCAAAGCGAAAGAAUUACACGGAGGUCCAAAGCCGUAGUCGCGAUUUGUGCCAAUCUUAGUUCAGUUAUAUAGCUUAUCGUUUGAGAUACCGACGCUGAAAAUAAAGGCAUGACUUUAUCAACGGUCGGCUGGGCUCUGCAGCUUUUGGGGAUCGCGUACGCCGUGUUCGUUCUAUCAGAGGGUGUGACACUGACCCUCACCCCUGACCAGGGCACUACUCUCAACAUCAGCCAGAGUUCAGAGCGCAGCAGGGGGUCAACGUGUACGGUAUGCACCGGUACAGGCUUGAAGAAGUCCUGCUCCAGGCCUGGAAGUGAUUAUGUGGUGCUGCUGACAGACCACAAAGCUGCUGUGAACAUGGUGUUCACCUGCACCAAACCAGAGGAAGUCUUUACUGUGGAGGUGGUCAGGGAAAUACAUUGUACCACAAAGUCCUGUAAUGGGGACAUCACCCCCAUUGAGUCUAGAACCGGUACGCUUCCACUCAAGAACUUCAACCGUACCUUUAUCUGGAACCUGAAGGCCCCGGUUCCACGGGCGUUCCAUUUGGACUUCACCCAGAUGGGGCUGAGACAGAUCCUGGCCUCUGAGAGAUGUCCAGACCAGCACACGUAUACCCUGCUAGCCCUCCAGAGGACAGGGGAGGCUGCCAUCGGGACGUACUGCAGGAACGGCAGCGUCUCUGGAGCUCAGGUCUUGAACCAGGGCAGGCUCUCUCUGGAGGUCACUGGAGGACGGGAACUGAACCCCACCAUGUUCAACGUGUCUGUUGGAGAGGAAAUCAAAUCACUUGCUGUCCUCAAAGUGACUUUACCGGAAGGGAUGUCAUCUUCGGAGUUGCUCUCUCCAAACUACCCGAAUAGUUUCCCUGACGAUGACCUGAUGGAGUGGAAGUUUGUGGUCCCUCCCAAACACAACGCUACGGUUGUCUUCCUGGGUCAGACCCAGCCGCAGUGCCUGAAGAAGGAGCCGGCUGUGGAGUAUCACUACAGUAAUGGGCGGUUCGCGGUGGUGAAGAAGCUGUCGGACCCCCAGCCGGCCCAACGUCGGGACUCCUUCUCCCUGAUCCUAAGGAACUGUGAGAUGAACAGGAUCGGGGACGGCUCCACUGGUCUCUCCCUCCACUUCAAGGUUUCAGCCAAGAGGAGGAGUCUUCCAGUGUUGUGCAACGUGGACCUGAGGAAAGAGCGGGGGCUUUCCCUCCAUAUUGAGAAGACUAACCUCAUGUCUGACUGUGAGCUGAAGCUGAACUCUGUCAUCCAGAAGAAAAUCACUGUUCCCUCAGGGAAGAUCUCUCAGUUGUCCUUCCAGGACUGCCCAUGUCAGGAGCUGCUACUGACCGCCACCAGAAUCAUAGAGUGCCGUCAGUGGAGGGACUGCCCAGCAGCAGCAGCCCCUGUCCCUCUGACGGUGCCCGUCCUGGAGAGGUGUCUUCCCGCCCCCCUGGGCAGUGUCACCUGGAUCCUCCGUCCCCCUCAGCAUGGCACGGUAGAGCUCCUGCCCACUACUGGCAACCUGAGGCAGUCCCUGCCAGAACAACCCUGCAACGGCUCUGUCACUCUCACCAUUGCCGAGGACGAUGACGGCACCACCGUGGGUCAGUUCUGCCCUCAGGGAGCCAUACACAAAGUCCAGGUCCACACCAACGUGUCCAUCACAGCUUCAGCCUCGACCGUGGGAGGCAAAGAGAGGUGGCCAUUCUCUCACCCUUUGCUCAACAUCUCCUUCACCAGGGAGAUUGCAGAGAGAUACAUAUUCACGGUAUACCCAAUGAAAGGAGUACCAACUCUCCUUGCCACCCCUAGUUGGCCUGUGGGAAUGAAGUCCUACUCCACUGUGUCCUGGAUCGUCGAUGUCCCCUCCAAGCUGGAAGCCCACCUCAUGUUCGACAACAUCAGCCAGCCCAAGUGCAGCAACCGCCACACGGGCAUCAGGGUGCAGAUCCGGGGCUCCCUGGAGGAAAUGUACAGCCGGCGGGAGGACGAGGAGGCAGGCAGGAAGAUCAUUGUCUCAGAGAGCUUCUACCUCAACAUGUCCAACUGUAUGCCUGAGAGAGGAAACUUCAGCAUGUUCACACGGAUCACACUGCACAAGGAUAAGAACCUGCUUCUGACCAGCAUUCUGAGUGCGGUGGCAGCUCUGCUGGUUCUCAUGGUGGUUGUGUUGGCUGUGGUUUGUGUGGUGAUCAAGAAGAAGAAAAGGCAGCUGUCUCACCAAGUGUCCACCUACAACCCCAACGGUACCAGCUUCCUGCCAGGGCACAACGGGAGUUUCCCCAAAUCACGAAAAGACAACGAGUCCCACAUCUACGCCUCGAUCGAGGACACACUUGUAUACAGCCAUCUCCUGCGAGAUGGGGCAGAGAUGGGUGUCUAUAGAGACCCGGCUGUGGAUGUGUACCAGAGCUUUACUGGGCCCACAGAGACUAAGCCCCUCUCUCUGGGGACAGUCUCUGAACAUCCAGAGGUGGGCAUCUACCAGCCUUUUGUGCCCCCAUCCCAUUUUGCCCCACCCGUCCCCAAUAGACCCUUAAGUCAAGCCCAGCAGCCUAUGGUGGACAAUGAGCUGUACGGCUCCAGAAGCAAUGGUGACACCCCUGCACAGUCUCAACCGAACAAUAUGAACACAGAGCAGGCUCCAACGGUGGAGCCAGAGGCUCAUGACUGAAAGGGAGUGGACUGUAGGUUGGGGGUAUAUGCCAAGCACAGUACCAUAGCCCUUCUAUUCAUAGCAUCACAGUACCAGUCAAAAGUUUGGACACACCUACUCAAUCAAAGGUUUUUAUUUAUUUUUUACUAUUUUCUACAUUGUAUAAUAAUAGUGAAGACAUUAACUAUGAAAUAACACAUAUAUAAUCAUG